UCCAGUUUUAUCUAUAAUUCUUGAUUUUGGGAUAUUUUCCUUAGUUCAUGACAAUAUUACCACCUACCAAAGACUAUUUUGUAUUAAAAUAAGUAAUAUAUAAGCUUGACGUUUAUAUGACAACCCCAACAUUAAAAGAAGUCCUCUCAGGGGAGGGCCUUCUUCCAUAUACACUCCCUCAAUUUGCCUCGUAUCUUGAAUCAUGUCACUGUCUGGAGAACCUUGAAUUUGUUCUUGGAAUAGAUAAUCUUGUAAAUUCUACUGGGAAUAUUCAACAAAUAUGGAAUAGAAUAUAUAAUGAUUUUCUUUUAGAAACUUCACAAAAAGAAGUGAAUUUACCCUAUAGUCUUAAAUCUGAACUCAUACAAUUCAAGCCUGAAUCUGGACAAGUACCUACAUUGGAUAUAAUAUCUGAAACCACCAAAAAAGUCUAUGAGUUGUUAGAAAACUCAUAUAAUGACUUUAGAAAACAUGUAAGAAAUAAUAAUAUUGGUGAUAAUUCCAAUCGAAGAAUAUCUGAGGCCAUAUCUCCUUGUAUAAAUGUUAAAUAUGUUGAAUUACCAAAGAGUCCAGAAUCUUUUUCAAGUCAAUUACAACAAAGUCAAAAUCAGUUUCAUAUUCAAAAUGAAGUUGAAAUGGCUUCAUCUCCUACAUUAUUUAAUCCUACACCAAGACCAUCAUUUAGUCAUUUCCAACUUGAUAAUAACUCCAAUAACAAUAAACUUACACAUACGUCAAGAUUGGUACAUGAUGAUGGACUUUACACCCUGCCCCGUGCUCUGCCUUCCCCAAAACCAUAUAGAAGAGCUUCAGAACCUGUACAGGAGACAGAUGAAAAUCAAAAUGAAUCACUUACAUUUACCGAAGUUACUGCGGUUAGCACCGGUGUAUCCAAGUCCUCGCGUCAAAAUAGUGCAUCUUCAUCAUCAAGGGGAUCAUCAUUUGGUUCAAUAGUGGAAACAAUUAAAAGUGGGGAACACAUUAAUUGGAGACGUGCAGUAAAGAAAUUCAAAAUUAGAAGAUUUCUGAAUGAACAUCUCGAUGAAGAGUAGAUAGAAAAUAUUAAUUAUUUUCUUCCUUGUUACGACCGUUGCGCGUAUAAUUGCAUAAAUACCCGGGAGAAUUUUUAUAGACUUGGGAGUAUUCAUUACAAUUUGGUCGACCGCCAAUUUAUAAUCGAAUUCCAAUUAGAUCCUCACAUUAAUAGACGAUAAUGAUAAUGCUAA
Messenger RNA from [Candida] anglica, 1226 nucleotides. The record is from the annotation of a GenBank genome assembly. NCBI's taxonomy places the organism in Eukaryota, Fungi, Ascomycota, Pichiomycetes, Serinales, Debaryomycetaceae.